This is a messenger RNA of Rotaria sp. Silwood2, 1536 nucleotides long. The record is from the annotation of a GenBank genome assembly. NCBI's taxonomy places the organism in Eukaryota, Metazoa, Rotifera, Eurotatoria, Philodinida, Philodinidae.
UUGCCAUACCGCAUCAACACGUAGUGCAAAAAAGUAACAGUAAGAGGUGGAUAUUCUAACAAUCGGAACAAAUACCCUAAAAUUUUUGAAAGAUUCAUGAAAAUUGCAGUAUAUCAUAGUCUGUGUGGAAUUUCAUUCAAACUUCUCCCCUCACCCCCAUCGCUGGCGGCGACCCUGUCUCAACCUUCCUCUGAACCAAGUGGUAUGCCAUCGGAAAAUUAGUGACACUAGCUAUUACAGGAACAAAAUGUAUAAAGAAUAGACAAACAUUCUUCUUUAUAUAUAUAUAUAUAUAUAUAUAGAAGAUAAUUUAUUGUCAUAUGAACUUCAAAUGACAAUGAAAAUAAUGAAUAUCAUUUUUAUUUAUUUUCCAAAAAAAUUUAAAAAUAAUAAAGAAAGAAAAAAAAACUGCAUCUGUAGUUAUGCAAUGUAUUGAGAUAUCUAUGCAAUCAUAUAUUACUAAUUAUAUGAUACUAUAAUUCAAGCAAAAUAUAAACUUAGUAUUUUUUAACUUUUUUUGCCCGUUGAAGAAUGUAAAAAAAAUAGUUUGUCCAAAAAGAAACGGAUGACCAGUUACGCUGCUUAGAAACAGAAAUACACAAGCAGUUAUCAUUUAAAAGAAUAUAAUUGUUUCAUUCUUAAUUUAAUUAUUUACUCUUCUGAAAGAUUAUAGGAUUUGAUUAGAACGAGAAUUAUUCAAUAUUAUGAUAAAAUAAAACGAUAAGAAUAGAUAAAUUCUUUGUUCUUAUUCAAAAAACUGGAAAUUUGUUUAUUUAAUGAGUACUUUUAUGAAAAAAUCUUUGAUAGAGUAAUAAACUAUAUAUUUAUGAUUUUGUUUGUGUAGAUAUAUAUGAAGGUGAAAUAAAGCUUUGGGAUUCAGUUCGAUCACAAAAUUCUGAAUCAAAAUCAGAUAAAUCUAUUAUACAACAUAUUUUUUCAACAAAGUUUCUUUGUAAAACAUUAGAAGAAUUUAUUGGAAUUAACAAUAUGAUUGUUAAUGAUCCAACUGAAGAUUUUAAAAAUAUAAUUGAUGCAUUUGUUAAAAUAUCAAAAACAAGAUCAGAAAAUGAAACAAGUUUAGAAUUUGAUAAUCAUUUAAAAAAAUUUAAUUCACAAAUCACAUAUACGGGAAAUCAAAAGGGUGGUGAAUUUGAACAAAUAUUUCGUGAUAAACAACCAGAUUUUACAUGGUCAAUUACUACACAGUUUUAUGCAUGGAAUAUUGUAACAAUAAUUAAAAAAAAAAAGAAUGAUUUAACAACAAAUGAAAUAUCUCAAAUGUUAGAAUAUCUAAAAAUGAUUGUUCAAAUAUCUCCUGAACGAACAUAUGCAAUUGGAUAUUUAACUAAUUAUAAAGAUAUUAUUUUUGGUAAAGCAACAAUAAUAAAUAAUAAAUUUAAUUAUGAAAUAUUUAAAUCAAAAAAUGUGAUUAAAGAAUAUUGGAAAUUUCUUCAUUGCAAUCCAAUUUAUUUAGGACACGUUAAAUUUUCUAUUCCAGAAAAUUUUCAAAUUAAUUUAUUAUUAGGUAAAUAUUAA